Molecule: messenger RNA, 1206 nt
Organism: Cucurbita moschata (crookneck pumpkin)
Lineage: Eukaryota; Viridiplantae; Streptophyta; Magnoliopsida; Cucurbitales; Cucurbitaceae
Product: nudix hydrolase 16, mitochondrial-like
Exons: 4
Coding region: 356-877 (173 amino acids)
Cellular component (GO): nucleus; cytoplasm
Molecular function (GO): pyrophosphatase activity
Source: RefSeq, a predicted model, not a curated record
GUGCUGAAUCCACCGGAUUCUCCCAAACCCUUCUGGACCCACUGUUUUCCCUUUUGACCAUCAAAUCCCCUCCCCUGUUUUGACCCAACCCCACCGCCAGAUCCGCUUCAGCCGCAACCUUCUCCAUCUCGGUUCCUCUCCUUUCUGCAACCAACUACUUCUCCCCAACCCUAACAAUCGACAUUCAUCGCCACUCUUCCAUGGAGUUUGAGAUCGUCUUUGACUGUCCAUUCUGAGAGAGAUUGACAAUGGCGGAAUUUGUCCUCUGCUGUAGCGAUGUGCAGGAUUUUGCAUUCGUCUCAAAACGCUGAACCCGACGGACGAUAGUUUUUGUAUACGUAUAUAUUUGUUUAGUAUGUCUGAUUUGGUGGCCCGCACUGGACGGCAUCAGCAGCGGUACGAUGCCGGUUGUCGCCUUAUUGCUGGGUGUAUUCCUUUUAGGUAUAGAAGUUCCGAUGGCAGCAGUGAUGAAAUUUCAGAUAAAGUAGUGGAGGUGCUUAUGAUUGACACACCUAGUGGACCGGGCCUUUUGUUCCCAAAGGGAGGCUGGGAGAAUGAUGAGACGGUGGAGGAGGCUGCUGUAAGGGAAGCUAUUGAAGAAGCGGGUGUUCGUGGUCAACUUAUGGGAUUCUUGGGAGACUACCACUUCAAGAGUAAAACACAGCAAGAUGAGUUUACUCCAGACGGAUUAUGUCGAGCAGCUAUGUACGCUUUAUUUGUGAACGAGGAGCUCGAGUCAUGGCCGGAGCAGAACACGAGAAACAGAAGUUGGGUGACCAUACCUGAGGCAAUUGAAAACUGCAGGCACGCAUGGAUGAGGGAUGCCCUUGUCAAUGGCUUCAACAAAUGGCAUGCAGAAAACAUGAGCGAUGAAUAACUUGAAUCUUGAAAUGUAUGCACAUUACGAAGUAUAUGGUGCAUAUGAACAAAGUUGUCUUUAUGGAUUGUUUUUUAGAGUCCCUUUUUCCCCUUCGCCACCAAAUCAAAUCAAAUCAAAUCAUGAAGAAAUCAAGCAGUAGAACACUAACACUGAUGAUAUGAUGUUCAAGGAUUACAUACGCAACGUUUUGGUUGCUCAUUUAUUAUAAUACACUUCCGCUCUCGUUCAAGCUUCCUUGAAAGCUUUUACAAAUGUAUUUCGAAUUUUCUUGUUCAUUUAUUACAAGUCUGAUGAAUUACAUGCCAUUUUUCAAUAUGAUGGUAUAU